Drosophila virilis is the source of this 858-nucleotide messenger RNA. Its product is annotated as cilia- and flagella-associated protein 299. Lineage: Eukaryota; Metazoa; Arthropoda; Insecta; Diptera; Drosophilidae. The record is from RefSeq and is a predicted model, not a curated record.
CCAUAACGAAUCAGGAGAAUCAGUCAUAUAAUCACAACAUCAAAAAACAAUAUAACAACAUAUAAGAAUAUUGUAAUGAACAUACUAGAGUAUUGUUUAUCUUGCAUAUAUAUUUAACUAAGUAUAAUAAUAUUAACCAUGCUGGGAAAUAUGGAUCUUAGACUGCUUAAGUUCGAAUCAUAUGAGGAUUACCUGAAAUCGCUCAUUAAAACUGAGGACUAUAGAUAUCUAUCGACUAUGCAACCUAUUAAAAAGCUGGUGACUCUCGGCUAUCGCUGCAGCGCCAAAGUAUAUGAAGAGAAUGAAUUUCACAAGCUCCGAAAACAACUGCAUGAGCAAAUAAAUCCAAAGGUGUCAAGCAUCCUCUAUGGCAAUUUCUUUAAAGGUACCGAUGCUGGCUUAAAAGCCCUGGUGGACCGUGAGGAAGCCAAUUUGUUACAGAAAUUAUCUACCAUUAUCUUUCUGCAGGUGCGACAGCGAAGUGGCUUCGACUUAUCCGGCUAUAUAGACUAUGAGAAGAGUUUGCGCGACUGCACCUUAAAAGCGCCCGAUCGCACGAAUUGGAAGGCUGUGUUUGAGGGUCGAGCUAGGCUGCGCCCGAAGCCAAACGAUUUGAGCUUUUACGACUGGCAUAGAAGUGUCUUAUGUUAUAAUGAUACCUAUAAUUUCGAGAUCGUGCGUAGCAGCGAUACUUUAAUGUUCAAGCAUAAAGCCGAUCACAAGCGUAUUCCGGUAUGCGAUAGUCCCAAUCCGUAUUCCGAAAAUGUAACUCGGGUUAUGAUUCCCUCCGAGAUAUAUGGUUAUAUUAUUUUAUAUGAUCACAUUAUAAGAUGAAAAAAUAUUAAUAAAAAAAAAUGU